AUGAGCUUACAGAAGGACAAUGGGAAGAACACAGGUGACAUCAAGGGUCAGAUCCCAGCUAAAGAAAAGUCCUGCCCUGCGCCACUGCUAGCCUUUGCCCUGUAUGGUGGCAUUAGUCCCCAUUUCCUGAUGGGCACAUGGCUCAACUCCUACUUGGUUAAAGCUCUAUUGAUCCAGGGAACCUGGGUGGGCUUCCCCCCCCCCACAUGCUGCUGGACUAUAAGUCCCAUCAGCUACAGCCAGCACCCAGGGGCAAUGGGAUCUGUAGUCCAGCAACAUCUGGAGGCUCCUGCUCUGCCAGCCCCACACUCCUGCCCUAGAGGGAUCCCACUUCUUGCCCCUUAAAGCUCCACACUCACUUUCUGAAAACUGAAAACAACCCCAAGCAUGCCUCCCGCCACAUCACACACUCUCUUCCCCUUUAAGCGCCCCCACCUCAGUUUUAAUGGCAGGCCCCUUCCUACAACUCCCACCCCCAAAUCCCCCUGGAGCUCCACCCACAAUCCUCUGGCCCCGCCCACACCUGUCCCCCGCCUCGCACCUGCCACAGGCCCCGCCCACACUGCGCUCCCCUCUCCCAAAAGACGUUGAGGUAAAUCCUAAUUCUCUCACACACACCUCCCCCCCCCCGCGGGCCCGGUUCUUUCCCGCCGUUUUAAACGCCUUCGCGCCCCUUCCGUCCCGCGCUCGCCCACCUCUAGGCCGCGCCGCCCGCCCUCAAAAAUAGCACACACAAAAAAAAUACAAAACCCAAACCAACCAACGCUUGGUUUUCCAUUGGGUUAGGCCAACGCAACUCCUGGCAACCACCUUGGCAGGGAGAGCGGGGAGGCCGCCGCCGCCAUUUUGCUUGAGGGCAAGAGCGCGCCGGGCGGGGAAAGAGAAAACGCGCGUGCGCGAGCCGCCGAACGAGGGGCGGGCGGGCGGGCGGAAGCGCGGUGAGAAGAACACGCACGCGCCGAGCGGCCGACCAAUCAGCGCGCGCACAUGCUCUACCGCGCGCUCUCGCUCCUCCCGGAAGUAUAAGAGGAUUCGGAAGCUGCCGAGCAGGGAGGGGGUUGCCAUAGAGACGAAGGUGAGACUCCGGUAAUGAGGGCGGGGGCUGUAGGCCCCGAGGGUCUUCAAUACGGGGAGCCCGCUGAGGGGCCAAAACGGCGACCACCCGGACCUUCCCCACCAAGGGCAGGACCAGCCCAGCGCCGGUGGGGGAGACUGUGGGUAGAGCUCCAGGGCUGGCUGGGCUGCUCCUCUUGGUCCUCGGCCUCACUGCCUGAUAGGAAUCGGAGGCUGACCGGGCAAUGUCCCCGCUGCCCACCCACCCCCUAUCCGUCCCCACAGUGAGCGUUGAGGGGAGCAGGGCGCGUUUAACUUCCCUACUUUCGAAUUCCAAAAGUGAGGGGUGCUAAACGGAUGUAACAUGACUUGGGAAUUCAAAAGAGAUUUUGGUUAAAGUGAUACAAUUUAGUUUUGCUGGGUAAGUAAAAAGUGUGUAAAAUUGCAUAGAAAUCAUUCAAAAUGAUUGCCAAGCACUUAUGUUGUUAUUGUUGUUUAGCACUGCCUAACAUUUUCAGAAGGGAAAAUUAAAAUUAAUGUUUUCUGAAAGCAGUUUAUGUGCUUCUUCAUCAAACAUAGACUUACCAAGAUCAAUGUGGUCCAGUCACAAAAAUAAUAGCUGGUUCAAAUGCCUCACACCCAAAAGCAUCUUUUUAACACUCCCCCACUGAAGAAAUCUGCAAAAAAUCAAGUUUCACUGCUGCCAGAGUGUAUCAGGUGGCUCGUGCCAGCGAGCCCAGCUUCACUAGGGCAGUGGAGGUGGAGGGGACUUUCUCAAGCCUGCCAACCUACCUCUGCCCUGGCAGCAACCCAAAGAUGUGGGCUGGAUUCCCCCCACUGCCUUGUACCCCCCCCCAUUUUUUUCAUAUGUUUGUUCGUAAUGGUGAAUGGGUGCCAAUUGCAAGUAAAUAUUAGGUAAGCCUUGGCUGAUUCAAAUGUUUACUAAAUACAAGAAAAAUAAACAUUCACAGAUCACUCUACAGGGCAUCAGAAAAUUUUCUGGGGCAAACAGUUUUUUUCUACACACACACACACACACACACACACACACAUUAACCUGUGCAAUUAACCCUAAGUUGCAUAGGAAAUUUUCUGGGAAGCCAACAUUGCUGGCAACACUCCUGGCAAGAGCCACACCUCUCUUUUUGGUGCUCCAAAAGGAAGUCAUGGGUGGGGGACACACCUUUCCUGACCCCACUAAAUGCCUCCACAAGCAAUUGGACCUGGUGAUGGGUGGGAUCUCUGUAUCCAUGUCAGGUGUGCAUGAUGGAUUCCUCACUUUCCUUGCAGAUGACGGUGCAUAAUUUGUACAUAUUCGACCGCAAUGGAAUCUGCCUGCACUACAGUGAGUGGAACCGGAAGAAGCAAGCUGGCAUUUCUAAAGACGAGGUGAGACUUGAGGCUUGAGAUAUGCAGAGCAGGAGGCCAAGGCUUAAGCCUGCUAAGGACAUAGUGUUAUAAGAAUUUUAAGGUCUCAAAUACAGAGUAAAUAUUCAUAAAUGCACACAUAUCUAAAUAUACGAUAUGUCUGAAAUAGUAUCGGAGAGCAAUCCUGAAGCCAUUUUGACUCUCCCAAUGACCUCAAAUAUUCCUCUGCAGUAAGGGAGGCAAAUGGGGAAAGUCUUUUUGCUUGCAAAUCCUGACUUAAGGGUGCAUUUGUGUAUGAAUAGGGUGAUCCAGCGACCUGGAUCCAGGAACUAAAGUAUUAACCAUUACAAAAGAAUAACCAGUCUUCCACUGCAGUCAAUGACCAUUAUCAGGUAUCCUGGCAGGCAGGAUUUCUGCUGUAGACCGCCUCCUCCUGUGAUGUAUGCAUGAUGUUUUGGGUGGUCUUGGGCUACAGGGUGGGCAAUUUCAACAGUCUAUACAAGGGCUUGCGCACCAUUGUUCAGGGUUCUCCUCCCUCCUGCAUGUGGUGAGUGGGGACCCUGUUGCAACAGUUCCUUGAAUAAAGAUCAGGCUUACUAGCUGCUUUGCUUCUCAAUAUACUCUGGUUGGCCUCUGCUAUUUUCUCCUACCAAUAGGGAACCCACUUAAGGACUCUAUAUGGGCUCCGUAAUACCCCAUAAGGGAAAGGGAGCAUUUUUUUACUUUUAUGUCGGAGCCAGCCGUUAUAAGUGGCGGAGUUUAGCAUAAAAUAAAAACACAGAGAGCCAGCAAUAUUUUCAUGAUGGUAGGAGCAGCUCCUUUUCGAACUUUCCUCUCCUCCUGCAGCCUCUUUUAUUAUCCUUUGUCUCUCUCCAGCCGCAUGGCUGUUUUUCAAUGUCUCACGUUACCUCAUCCGGUCAAGGCUUUUAUUGCCCCCAACACCAUAUAGGGUCCAUCACUGCCCAGAGGAAACACAACUGCAUUUAAGUCAAUACAUUCCAAUACAUUGUAAAGCUCAGAGUGCUGGUCAGCCGAGGUCAGGGGGCACCCUGCAAUAUUACAAGCCUUUGCCGUGGCUUUAUGACUCCCACACUUAUAACUAUAGGAAGAGCCCUGCUGGAUCAGGCCAGUUACCUAUCCUGUUCUCACAAUGGCCAAUCAGAUGUUUCAGUGGGAAACUCACAAACAGGAUCCAAGCACAAGAGCCCUUUCCCCUCCUGCUGCUUCCAGCAAAUGGUAUUCAGAAGCAUUGCUGCCUCUGACCAUGGAGGCAGACAAUAGGCAUCAUGGCUAGAGUCAGUUGAUAGCUCUUCUCCUCCAAGAGUUUGUCUAAUCCUCUUUUUAAACCAUCUGUUGGUUGGUGGCCAUCACUGCCUCCUGUGGGAGUGAGUUCCAUAGUUUAACUAUGCACUGCACCAGUCUCUUACUGGGAUCUUUAAAGCCCUAAACGGCCUCGGUCCUGUAUGCCUGAAGGAGCGUCUCCACCCCCAUCGUUCAGCCUGGACACCGAGAUCCAGCGCCAAGGGCCUUCUGGCGGUUCCCUCAUUGCGAGAAGUGACAAUACACAUUCAGCAGAGGAGAAGGGGAAAUGUGAGGAUGUUUUCCUUUUAUGCAACUUUGCAAACCUGUUCUAAGAUACAUUUAGCACCAUGAGCGUGGCAGGGACCCUGAAGUGUGUAGUAGGAAACCCCCCCCCCCCAAUCAUUCAAUUUGUACAAACUUCACACACACUCACACUCACACACUACAUACGCUACGCUUCUGUUAUAAAUUCAUAGAAAAUCAACCAUACAUCGGAUUUGCAUUGUUCCACUUUUAUUUUACUCCAUGAAGGAAGGACUACAAAAUGGGGAAGGUUUGAUACAGGGCAGCCAUAAUCCCUUCAGCAUACCAGCACAUCCACAGGAGCCCUGCCCACUUGCUAUGCCAACCCUGAUGGUCCUAGACAGAAGACCAUCAAGAUCACAAAGAACUUGCAUAUGGGAGUGGAUUCAGCACGGACUGGAACAAAGGACAAUAAUCAGCUCUUUCCUCCGGGGGCAGGAAACUGCAAACUCCCCUCUGUCACCUGGAAAGUAAUCAUGGGGAGGGGGAAAGGGGGAACCAGCCAGGCGACAGGACACUCAGGUUACCACCACAACUCCUCCCUCAACCCCUCCUUUCUGUGAUGUAUGUAUGAUGUUUCUGGGGGUGGUCUUGAUCUAUAGGAUGGGAAUUUCAAAAGUCUUCUUAAGACCUUGCACACCAUUUUUUCUGUGUCCUUCCUCUCUCCUGCAAGUGAGGGGAGCACCCUGUUGCAACAGAUCAGUAAAGGCCAAGCCUACAGGCUGCUGUUUUGCUCCAAGUUAUCCUGGUUGGUGUCUUUGUUUUUGUCCAAGGGAGCCCUCAGAUUUUUCCGUUAACAAGUGUAAAGUGUAAGUCUUCCGUGGAAGGGGAUUGUGCAGCAACAUCACACUUCCACCUCCUGUACUAAUCCGUGAUGCAAAACACAAGCUCUCUCUGGGGAAACAUGAAAUUGUGGUGGUGUUUACGUGCGUGGGGCAGGGAGAGGGAAGGGUGUGAGUAAAAAGAAAAGUUCAAAAGCUUCCUAGCUUGAAUGAUACUAUGAGUUUAGCAGCCUUUAGCAGCAGCCGCUUUCUAAUUUGGGGAAUUCCGGUGUUGAAGCUUCCAGGGGAACAGCAAGCUCCAUUUGGGGAAGUUCUGCUGGUUAUGUGACUUUGGGUGAUUCACAUCAGAUAAGAGGUUUUGUUUCUUGAAGAGGCGCUCAAGAGGCCAGAGGGUUACAUACAGUAGCCAACCAUUAGAAAUUCCUCCUAGUAAAGUUGGGUUUUGUGAAGCAGUCAUCUCUACAGUAUAUUCUUAGAUUCAGCUUCAGAAGGAAUAUUUUGUAUUUUGGGUUUUUUUAGUGAGUUAUUUUUGGCUAUGAUGCAAGUAUGCUUUGCACAUGUUAUGGGUUAACUUUCCUAGGCACUUCUGUUGCUGUAACAUAUCGUACCCUAAUGUCUAUCAGUUGCAUUGAUUACCGCAUUUUUCGCUCUAUAGGGCGCACCGGACCAUAGGGCGCACCUAGUUUUUUUGGGGGGAAAUAAAGAAAAAAAUCCCCCAACCCCAGCCUCCAGAACGGGUCCGGGAGCGGGGGCGAGGUUGCGCGCAACCUCGUCUUCGCUUCCGGAGCUUGCUGCUAUCUGCAAGCCUUCUGAGCCCAGCGGGAACUCCUGCCAGGCUCCGAAGGCUUGCGGAUAUCUGCCCGAAGCCUGGGGCAUGCAGUGCUGCGCUCCCCGGAGUUCGGGCUGCAGGCUGCUAUCCGCAAGCCUUGGGAGCCCAGCGGGAACUCCCGCCGUGCUCCAAAGGCUUGCGGAUAGCUUCCUGAAGCCUGGAGAGCGAGAGGGGUCGGUGCGCACUGACCCCUCUCGCUCUCCAGGCUUCAGCGAAAGCCUGCAUUCGCUCCAUAGGACGCACACACAUUUCCCCUUCAUUUUUGGAGGGGGGAAAGUGCGUCCUAUAGAGCGAAAAAUACGGUAUCUCUUAAGGGUCCCAUUGGCUUUGUCUGUGGUUUCUGUGCCAUGAAUGUCCUUGUACGGUUAGCCACAGGGGCUGGUGCCAGAGCAGAGCAAAUGAGCAUGACGGAGUUCUUCAUCCUUGCCAUGGAAUCUCACCCCAUUCUGCCUGUGAACACAUUCAUUUUCUCUCUCUCUCUCUCUCUCUCUCUCUCUUUCUCUCCCUCCCUGCAGGAGUUCAAGCUGAUGUAUGGCAUGCUCUUCUCCAUCCGCUCCUUCAUUAGCAAGAUGAGCCCUGUGGACAUGUAUCCUUUCUGCUUAAACAGCAGCCUCAAAAGUAUCACUCUUGCGGUUUUUUGACAGAGGGAGCCUGACUGAAGCUUUUUCAUUCACACGGAGGAGGGGAAAGCAGCAAUAUCUACUUAAGGAGUAAAACUUGUUUGGGAGGGAGGGGGCUUAGCCAGCUGCCUUUGCCUGACGUCUCCUUCCUCCAGUUCUCCUUAAUUCCUUGCACCCCAGGAAAGACGGCUUCCUCUCCUUCCAGACCAGCAAGUACAAGCUGCACUACUAUGAGACGCCCACGGGACUCAAGGUGGUGAUGAACACAGACUUAGGGGUGGGCAACAUCCGAGAUGUCCUGCAUCAGAUCUACAGCUAUGUGAGUCGGAAGUGGGGGGGUGCCGCCUCCUCCCCUGCUCCCCAUCCCAUGAUAAUCCCUAGGAUGGCUCUCCUGUGUACAGAUGCCCUCCAAGCGACUCUGCAGUGAAGGAAGAGGAGUAUUCACAUGGCACCCGCUGCCACCGCCGCUCAUUUGCUAAAUGGUUCUGCGUAAACACCAAAGCUAUGUUCGCAUAAGCAAAGGCAUCAUAAUAAUAAUAAUAAUAAUAAUAAUAAUAAAUUUAUUAUUUAUACCCCGCCCAUCUGGCUAGGUCCCCCCAGCCACUCUGGGUGGCUUCCAACAAAACACUAAAAUACAGUAACCUAUUAAACAUUAAAAGCUUCUCUAAACAGGGCUGCCUUUAGAUGUCUUCUAAAAGUUUGGUAGUUAUUUUUCUCUUUGACAUCUGGUGGGAGGGCGUUCCACACGGCGGGCGCCACUACCAAGAAGGCCCACUGCCCGGUUCCCUGUAACUUGGCUUCUCGCAGCGAGGGAACCGCCAGAAGGUCCUUGGUGCUGGACCUCAGUGUCCGGGCUGGACAAUGGAGGUGGAGACACUCCUUCAGGUAUACUGAACCGAGGCCGUAGCAGGCGCAGGUCCUAGAGGGGUUAUUCCCCCAGCCACCUCCAAUCUGGCGCCUUCCAGAUGUUGUCCUGCAAUGCCCACCCUCACUUUCACUGACCCUCGGUUGCGCUGGUUGGGGUUGAUGGAGGCUGGGAGUCCAGCAACAGCUGGAGGCCACCGGGAGGGUGUGUCCUACAGCAGCCGUCCUCAACCUUGGGUCUCUAGAUGCUGUUGGACUACAACUCCCAUCAUUCAGCAUGGCCAGGUAUGAUGGGACUUCUAGUCCAAGAAUGUCUGAGGACCCAGGCUGGGAAAGCUGAUUAUUGUGUACGGUGGGGUUAUUAGCGGGGAGAGGGAUAUGCCUCUGGUUUCUAAAGAGGGUCUGAUUUGGCCCUCACCAGCCUGUUGCCUUCCUGAUAUUUGGGGCUGCAACUCCCACCCCCACCCCCCAGUUCAAACUGCCUGGAGGGCGCCAGGCUGGGGAAGGGUGAGCUAAGGUUUUGUUGUUUUCAGGCCCUUGCUUAAUAGCACUAGAAGUUAACCAUGGGUAAUUUCUGUUAACUAUGGGCAUGUUAUCAGAAUGGCGGGGGGGCGGGGAGUGGUUUAUGUACAGUCAUACCUUGGAUCUCAAACACCUUGGCUCCCAAACAAUCAAAACCCGGAAGUGAGUGUUCCGGUUUUUUAACGUUCUUUUGGAAGCCGAUGUCCGCCAGGGCUUCCGCAGCUUCCGAUUGGCUGAAGGAGCUUCCUGCAGCCAAUCAGAAGCCACGCUUUGGUUUCUGAACAUUUUGGAAUUCGAACGGACUUCUGGAACGGAUUCUGUUCGACUUCCAAGAUAUGACUGUAUAGUGAUUAUGAAUGCAGUAUUCAAAAUUUAUUAUUUUUCCCCAGUACUGAUUUUUUUCUGUUGGUGUACUUUCUAUAUUUUAUGGGUAAAUUGAGUAAAAAAUGAGAGAGAGAGAGGUAGCAGCAGGUGAAAUAGAUCAACUGGUCAGGCCAAAGCUCUGUAUAUUUUUUGUUAAACAGCAGUUACCUGAUUUUGAGAGACCACCAAAUUAGGGUUUAGGGGUGCAGCCUUUCAGAAGGGAGCCCGGGCUCCUGCUUCCUCUGGGCCUUUCAUUCAUCUCCUCCAGUGCAUUUGCCCCCUUCCUCGUCCAGCAGUUGCUUUGACUCAGUGGUUGCCACCAUGCCAAAGCGGACAGGAGUCCUUUAUUUCCCACUUCUGUGUUGGCAGCAGGGAGAGCGGUGCUCUUAGGGUAUCUACUGCUGUCCUGAGAGAAGUGCGAAUGAUCCCAAAAUAAGAACGAAACAUCAGUCACUGGGGUUAGUCAAAAUAGAAAUCUUUUUUGGAGCGGCAGGUCUCCCAAUGUUUGGUUUUCAUUUCCCUGAAGCUGUUUCAGUUGGGGUCCAGAGGGGAGGAGGGGUAUUCUCAUCUCACUGACCUCGUGAUUCUCCUUUCAACCAGCUUCUUCCCUCUCCUCCCUAGAUCUACGUGGAGUAUGUGGUCAAAAACCCUCUGUGCAGCUUGAACGAGAACAUCCAGAGCGAGCUCUUUCGGAGCAAGCUGGACAGCUUCAUCCGUGGGCUGCCCUUCUUCUCAGCUCGGGCAGGUUAAGUGGUGCGGGUGGGUGUUUGCCUUUCCCCGUUCCAUUGCUGUAAAUACUACAGUUCCCACGAUGCACAUGGAGUAGUGUCUGGCAGCGAGCUUGGCACUUUCUCUGCUGGGUGUGCCAUCAUCAAAACAACGGUCAUUCCCUGCACUUCAGCCAUAACGGACUUGUGGCCCAAACCAGAGCUCUGAGCUUGGAUACCUUUUGGACAGCAGCUUUCUCCGCAGUGCUUUCCUCCGUUCCCUCCACCGCCCCUUGACCCACGGCUCCAUCUUUUCUCCCAUUGCGUAUUCCCCUUUGGUUGGGACCCCAAGAGCCCCUCUUCCUUCCCCUCCUGACCGUGACACACAGUCCUUUGCCAGCCCAGGCCUCUUCCUUUCUAUUUAUAGAGCUUUGCCUCAUCCCUUUCUUCCCCCUCCGCCCCCCAAGCUCCUAUUUAUAGCCAGUCUCUUCUCCUGCUUUUCCAGUCCAGCGCUCUCCCAGCCUGGGCAUGACAUCAAGUGCCCCGGGGCUAGGGGGGUGCUGCUUGGACGCAGCGGAAGAUGCAGCGGCACGUCCUUCCCAAACACAUCUCGCGAAAAGACGGGCCAGCAAUCCAACUUCACGUUUCCGCCACCAGGAAAGGUCGACGAGCAACACAGGUCGAGAAGAGAGCUGUACUGUAUUCUUUUUUUUUUGCUGGGUCCACCUUUGGUGAAUUAAACAAAAUGCCACCUUUAAGAUCAGAAGUUGCUUUGAUCACCCUCAGCCUUCUCUAGGACUCUCUGGGAUUUGCUGGUUAACUCGGUUGCCAUUGCCCCCCAGACUGUGUUAUGUUUGCAAUGGCUCCCUCCACAAAAACCCCUAUGUCAAGAUGAGAGUCUCAGCUUCUUCGUCGCCCUGCAAACGAGAUGCCGAAGGCCAGCGAGGCAGCAGCUCUUCUUCAAAUUGGACUAACCGGCUCGUUAAAUCGUUGGCCUCAAGUUCUUGCGUCACACGGGGCUUUUUACCUCCUCGGGCUUCGAUGUUCAGAGAAGGGAAACAAAGCGAAAGCAUCGGCAGAUACACCUCCAGGCCAGAAAUUAAGUGCCUGGGUUAACCACCGUCUUGCUUCACCCCCCUUGAAAGGCCACGGCCAGUUGCGCCCAUCCCUUAUUCGCUCUUGUUCAUUCUGAGCGUUUUAAGCUCUGGGAGUUCUGUGUGUGAUUCAAGCUUGUUUCCCGCUUCUUUAAACGCGAGCUGAUUUAAAAAAUUAUGUCUCUUG
Podarcis lilfordi (Lilford's wall lizard) is the source of this 9994-nucleotide messenger RNA. The record is from the annotation of a GenBank genome assembly. Lineage: Eukaryota; Metazoa; Chordata; Lepidosauria; Squamata; Lacertidae.